GCUAAGAGUUUUCAUGAUGAAGCCGAAGAAGCAGCAACCAUCAUCAGUGAACGAAAAGAAACCUUCCGGUAGCGGUGCAACAACGGGACCGACUGGCCCAGUAACUGAUAACACAGUUGGAACAGAAUCAAAAUCAACACUCAAUACCAGCUCGUCCAGUUCAGCAACGACGGCACCAGCGAAAAAACCGGUCAAACGUUUGCAAUCUAAAACCAAAGAAAGUACGUCGACAGGAUCGGCAGUAACAAACACGAAUACUUCGGCAGCUGCACCUAGUGGGGGAAAAUCAACCGAAAAGAUACUCUCUAAUACCCAGCAAAUCGUUAACCAACAACAAACGUCAUCCAGCAAGUCGAAACCCUCCGUGGUGAAUGCUGGAAAAUCAACUGGAGCGACGGCAUUGGCAAGCGCAUCCAAAAUACUCUCCCCUGCUACCCGAGCAGUAGAAUCGUCAAAAGAUGGCACUAAAAUUGUAACAACAGAGCCUUUAACAAAUACUAGUUCAUCAUCUCCGACCACCGGAACGGCGGUAGGAAAACCGGAUACAGCGGUAAACUCAUCUGGAAAAGGCAAUAAGCAUGUCGUUAAAGCGAUUAAAUCGGAUUCGGCUAGUCAAUCGGCACUACAGAACUCUGCCAAAGCAAGUGUCAAGGACACGCCGGACCGUUCUAGAAAACCGACAAAAGAAACGGGAAGUGCAUCGAAAAAGUCAACCGGACCGACAGAAAAACUGGACGCCGGAAAAAGAAAACAGUCUGGCAGUAAUCCUGCAACGGUCAGCGGUGUAGCUGGUGAUGGGCGCACUGGUCCAGCUGGUCAUUCUAUUACGUCAGCAUCGAUCGAUUCGAAGUUGCGUGAAAAGGAGAAGAAAAUUCAGAAGGAGUUGAAGAAUCUCGGUGUGCCGGAUAAAACGAUCAAUCAGUCGAUUGAUGCGGCAUAUUUGCUGGAGUCGGCAGUGGAAUCCGUCGUCAACCCGUCGAUCAGCGAAAUGGUCAAGACGAAAUCGCGGACGACUGUGGCCCAGGGCAAGUACGGAGGUGGUGGAGAAAAUGCUAUCGGAGCCAGUGUUAUGGCAAGAAAAUCUUCCAUAACAUCGGAAGAAGGAGCGGAAGGAGAGACAGAAAAAUCAUCAAAAGAAACGGCCUCUGGCAACGGAGGAAAGAUUAAGAAAUCAGUAACGUUGAAGCUGGACCGCCAGCCAGGUGAAGGAUCGAAGAAAAUGACUGCAAAGGGAGCAGCCACAAAGGAAGCUGCUGAGAAAGCUGCCUCGAAAUCGGGACGUAAAGAAGACAAAGCUCCGGCGGGUACUUCGGGAGGUGUGAAUGCCGUUGGGGCAAAAACGCCUUCAACCAAAGCAACCGGCCAGGGAGCGAAAUCUAACAAAAAGGCUAACAAUUCAUCUGCAUCCAGCGAGCCGAAGCAAAAGAAAUCGGGCGUCGCUGAGCUUACGUCAAAAGGAAUGGAGCAGCAAAAAAUGGAUGUAGCAUCCGAACUUCCAGUUGUCAAACAAUCACCCGAACAGGAAGGAAGUAUGAGCAUUGGACGGGGUAGUUCUAUCGAGCAGGAGGAUCACGAGGAAAAGAACGAAGAGGUACAGAUUAGAAUAGACAGUAUCGUGAAGGCACUGGAGCAAGAAGACAUUGACACACCCAGUGGCACAAAGAAAGAAUCUGACGCGGAAACAAGAACAGAAGAAUUAGCUGAUGCGGCAGUAGCAGUUACACCGCUGGUACAUUCUACCGACGGCAAAGCUGCAAACGAUGGGAAAACAAAAAAGCAACCGGCACCACGCAAGCCACCCGCAAAGAAAGAAGGCCCAAUGGCAACUGUAAAAUCGAAGUCAAAAGAAAUAAAUGAAAAGAAAAAAGGCAACGCAGCUGAUCAGGCCAACAAGAAAGAGGUGAAGUUUCAGGAACAAACUCCUGCUUCUCCAGCAAAGCGGAAGUAUGUCAAGAAACCCAAAGCUGGCAGCACCACAGAAGAUGCUGCUAGUGGCGAAAAGCCGACCAAAAUAGCAAAAUCGGCAACCGCAAAGAAAGCGUCUACUGCGAGCAAAACGAAGCAAACAAAUGAAAAACCGAAUAGUAAGACCCAAACAAUACCGCCACCAGACGCUAACGGUGGAACAACAUUGACAGAUUCAUCAAAGGAUGAUAAAGCUGUCGACGCUUCCGUGGAGUUGACAAAAUUACAGCCAGCAAACACGGUUACUACUGUACCGACUCGUGACCGCUCGUCGACCGAAAACGAUGACGAUGUACCAUUGCGACAGCUUCAACAAAAACAAACCGCUGUUCAUCCGGUCACGGACACUGCUACGGUGUCAAGCAAGGACAAACCUACUACCACCGGCCAGCCAUCUGCGCAAGAAGAAACUGCAAAAAACGCACAAGAUCAAGCGAAAGCGAAGGAGAAAGAUGAGCGCUCAGACAUUGGUCCGGAGCUGAGUACACCCACCAGUGCGGCCGGUCCUAUUCUAGCAGGAUUACUAAAGGCUACGGGAAAGCAAAGUAAGCGGCCGUACGUUCGCAAAAAUGCAGCUAGUGGAGGUAGUGGUAAAAAUUCUAAAGUAGCAAUGACCGGUACUUCCUGCCCCAUGCCAACCACACUGUCCGAGGAAUGCCCUUCAAAGGAACGCAAAUUGGAAAAGAAGGAUGUGUACGAUUUUGACGAUUCCGAAAGCGAAGUCGAAACACCCGUCAAAUCUGGAAAACCAAGUUUCAAGCGGAAGUCUUCGGUGGACAUUAGUCAGUCGCGCGAAGACAUCUCACGCGACGCCGUAGAAGAUUCACAGCUGAUUAAAUUGACAGUGGACGACGGAAAAAAGGAGGAGAUCGCAACGGUCGCCACCGGCUCUGCUGAUGGUGUUGGUGAUGAAGAAAAGGGCAACGAUGAGAACGAAACGACGAAGCGAACCGUUCCGCUGAAGAAGCAGAAGCGACGGAUCGAAGCGGCCAUGUCAGAAUCGGUGGCACUGUCAAAAAAAGAACAAAAAUGUGGCGAAUCCUCUGAGUCAGAGGAUGAACGGAACGAUGCUGCCGAUCCGGAUGCGCCAGAGAUGAAGACGAAAAAGAAAGUAACCACACUUGCGAAAAAGGUUAAACAGGAAACGAAGGACGACUUGCAUUCCUCCGCAGAUGAGUCGGACGACGACGAUGAAAAGGGCGUAGGUGAUGAAGAAGAAGACGAGAACGAGAAGGACAGUGCCGAUUCGGACGGGUGUUCAUCCACCGAUACGGUGAGGACACGCGUCGCGAAAAAGCGUCAGUCGGCGAAGAAGCGCAACGUAAAGCUGUACGGGUUCUGGUCCGGUCCGAAACGACACCGUGUAGCAUCGCUGAACGCGCUGGCCAAGGUACAUUGUCUGUACGAGAAUGAGAUGCGCGGUGCGCUUGAAUCUAGCCUGAUGAGCCAAUCGAGCGGGUCGCGUGUCAUCCGCACGAUCACGAAGGAUGGCGAACGCAUUAAGAAGGAACGUAUCUGUCCGGAGGAGGAAAGUGCUGGCGAGGAGAGUCGCUCCGGGGAGACAAUAUGCGGUGGUAUUCCCGAGCAGGGCGCAAGCAACGAGCCAGAGCAGAGCAAAAACAAGGAACCGGAGCGAAAGGACAGUGAUAAGAAGCGGGAAGAGAAGAAGGAAAGCAUGAAACAGGAACGGAAGGAGGCGCCAUCCCAGCAGCAAAAGCAAACGGCGGAGAGUGUUGCUACCCGCGAAGAGCCAAAACCGAAGGUCAAAGAGGAAGCACCCAAAAAGGACAGCGAUCAUGAUAGUGCGGAAUCAAGCGAGGAAGAACCAGUUGUUAUGAGAAACCUGCGAUGUGCACCAGGACUUCGCGGAGCUGGUAAACAUUGGGAUCCCGAUGCGUCCAGUUUGGAGUCGGAGAUCGAACAAUUGCCCGAUAGUGAUGAAACGUAUGCUCAGGGUAAAGAUACUGAUCCCACACGUAAACGCAAGGUGAAGAAAAAGGUGGUGCGCAAGAGCAAAGCAAAACCUGUAGCAGUACAGACAAAGACCGAAAAGGCCGACAAGGACAAGGAGAAAGUAUCCGAAAAGACGGAAAAACCACCCAAACCACCAGUGAAGAAAAUUAAGAAAGAAUUGAAAGCUUUGAUGACGGAUAACGAGCGGCAAGAGGAUGGUACAAUUAGCUCAUCCUCUACCGGAUCGGAAAAAGCCGAAACCGCCAAAACCAAGCCAGAGGAAGGAGUUAAGAAGCGGAAGCGUGAACCGAAAAGCGAAAAGAUAGAUACCGGCGGCGAUUACAAGGAUUACAUUGGUAAGAAGCGCAUGGCCAGUCUGAACGCAACUGCAAUGCUGGCUGCAACCUAUGAAGUGCAGCGCGUGCUCUACCGCAACACUGACUCUAGUGACUCAGAAUGUUCCGCCGAAAAGGUACCGAAAACGAAAAAGAAUGCUAAAGAUGCAAAAGAGCAAAAAGAAUCUGUGUCGAAGGAGUCGGCGAACAAAAUUGAUGGAAAGGAGAAGAAGGAAUCGACUGGUGAGAAUGAGCAGGGUUCUGUAAAAUCAUCGGAUAACAAACAUCCUAAUACAUCGGCGGAAUCCUGUAAUUCCGGUCAACCGGGUGCUUUAAAUGCACCUGGAAGUAUCACAGUAGCACAGCAGGAAACGUUGACCAAAAAGAAGAAAAUGGUCAUCAAGACGGAACCGAUGCGCGAUCGUAAGGACGAUCCGAUGGAGGUAAAGCGUGAAAUAGAAGAGCCGCGCCCUGUGUCGAGCAAUUUAGUUAUCGCGCAGGACACGGAAGUCACGAUUACCGGUGUGUACGUGAAUUCUACGCUCGGAGCUAACCAGGAGGCGUACUGCAAAAUGCAGUACCGUGUGCAGCAAAGCGUUACCGAGGAACGAUUGGUUCGGCCAGGAGAGGCACCACCUAAAUCGUACACUCCGCUGUCUGCCCUGUCCAGUAUGCGACCACCGAAUGAUCAGACUCUAUCAACGCCACCCCUGUUCGUGCCGCCGGCUCAAUGCGACUCCCCGCUAGGACCACCGAGAGCAUUUUAUCCGCCGCCCACAUCAUCAUCCGGCAGUUCAAGCGCCUUCUGUGCACCGAUGCCACAUGACAGUCCAGGAUACUAUCAACCGGCUGGUCCGCUGAUAUCGCCUCACCUACUUGGCCAGCCCCCGUCCCAGCACGGUCCGAAGAGUGGUCCGGAUGGCGACUCGCUCCUCCAGAGUCCACAGCAACCGCCCCCGCCGUCCACGGCCGACAGUACGGACAGCGACGUCCUGCUGACAGGUACGCCCGGACGCCCCGCACACGAUCACCCGAUGGGCUUCCAUCCACUGCGCCCGAGGGCGGCAGUCGCCGUAGCAGCAGCAGCCGCAGCCGCUGAUGAUGCAGAUCGUUAUUUUCGUUCCAUAUUUCCAGGUGGUGGAGUCGAUAUGGGACAUCGCUCCCAACCCUACGGCACAUCCCGCUACGGAGCAGCCACCGGUGCUGGUGGUCCACCCGGUAAUCUCUACCCCCGUCCCAUGCAGAUGCACUGUCCACCGGCGUAUCUGUCCCCAGGGUACUACGCACCGUCGCCGUACGGUCCACAGCCACCUCCACCUCACGGGCCACCACCGGAGAUGUACUACACGCACGCGUAUCCGGCCCACUUCUACCCAAAGUUUGCACCCUCGUACUAUCCAACAUCUAGACGGUACUACGCAGGGCCGGGACCCGGUCCCGAACAUCACCUCUACGAACAGGCACCACCACCGAGCAGUGCACAGGGUCCACCAGGGCCGCCACCUCCACCAUCCGGGGCACAACUCGUACCUGCUGGACCGCAAGGUCCCCAGCAUCUGGAUCACUAUCCGUACCCGCCAUAUCCAGGUUACGGUAGUCCCGGGCCAGGUUCCGGCGGCCAGUGUUAUCCACGCAACUUGCAACACCCGCCGCCACCGCCUGCGUAUAUGGAUGCGCAUUACACAACCAAUUGCCCAUGUCCGAUGCAGUGUCCAAAAAACGUCAAUGCUGGGUCCCUUAUUGGUAUCAAGGCCAGUAAGGGCCCAGUAGCCACAAACAACCAUAUCGUACAAAAUCAGCCGACCACCAGGAUCAGCACGACCGAACCAAUUACAAUUUCGUCAAGCUCCUCGUCGGCAUCGUCCUCCUCAUCUCCGGCGCCAGUCGACUCGCCCGUCACUACCUCGGCAACCACCACCUCCGUUAGGCAAACUUUGGCCGAUACGGAAUCGUCACCAAGCGCAACUUCCAAACAGCAGCAACCACAUCCAUCACACGCGUACCACGCACACCACCAUCACGGGUCUUCACUACCAAUGGAAAUGCAUCCUCAGGGUGUGCCGACCCACCAUCCACACACGUAUCCCUACCACUUCCACCAUCAUCAUCCUAGUCCGCUGCACCACUCACAGCAGCACGGAUCGAUGCAAGCCGAUAUUGCCGCUGAAAAGACGGCAAUUACGGCAACGUCCACCAGCUCGUCGAUGACGACCCUAAGCUCUUUGGCGAAACAAACACCACCCGUUGUGACAACGGCUACGACAGGAUCCGAUACGAGCCAUCCGGAUAAAAUGUGCUACAAAACCGAGCUACCGAUAAAGCCAGAAUCCGUACCGGAUCUACUUUCAACGCCGAUGCACUAUGGUAGCCCGUACCAUCAUCCUUAUCAUCAUCCAGUGGGCUAUUAUCACCAUCCGAAGCUGACAGACCUUAAAGAGGAAUCGCACGGUGCACUAACACCGCCCUACUCGAUAUCGGGCAAGAUGACGCUCCUCGAAACUCCCGAAAUGAGUCCAGUCCGAGUAUCGACCGUGCUGAACGCUCCUACCGUGCUAUCAGGCGAAGUUUUGCAGCCGUCACGGAAGGCGAAAGAAUGUGGUGAAAAAACACACUGCUCUGAAGAUAAGUUAACAAGCAUUCCGGUGUCAACUACCAUUGUAAAGCAAGAGAUCGAAGAGUUUAAGCUACUAGAACCGCUAGUAGGAGGAACCAUGUGUAAAAAGGAAGAUUUCGAAGAGAUGGGUCCCGCGAUGACACCGGACCUGAUGGAUGAAACGAUUGUGAUUAAAAAGGAUCGAGACGAGGAAAAGCCGGUUAACCGAUCUGGCUGCCAUCUCGAGCAUCAGCCGACGCAUCCAAAUGCGUCCGUCGAUCAUCAUCACCUGCAUCACCAUUUACAGCAGAUACGCGUUGGAACGCAUCUACCGCACCACCUACAUCACCACAGUGCCAGUACAAAUCUCUUGCAUGGGUCACCACAUCAUCAUCAUCUGCAUUCGCACUAUAGCAUGCAGCAGCAGCAUCAGCCACCUUUAAUUACCGGUCUGUUGGUGGAGAAAGAUGAAAGCGAUGCCAAACUACCUCCGGAUAGCAAGAGUAUGCUCACCGAGCUCGUGCUUACGACGGAAGCAACGAUGAUGGAAGCACCAAAAUCAAUACUUACGACACCGUCAACAACAGAGUCGUCGGCACAGGCGGUGACACCGCGGACGACGACUGCCAGAUCCACGGUAGACGUUCCAGCAAAAAUGGACGUCGCGCACAGCAUCUGUAAAAGUCCUAGCCAGCAGCCAAGGGGAACCAGUAGUGAUAAUAGUUUUAGUCUUAGUGAUAGCCUAACCCCGCGCGUUGCUGGCACUCCCGAACAACAACUGAGCUCAAUAUCAAAGAACAGUGUAAAAGUACAAUCACAUGACUGUGCUGCUGGUAGCAGCCUAGAUCCUCCCUCACCGGUACCGAUACCAGCCUCUACCGUCAAGCGGAGACCGCUCCUGGUGGCAUGCAAGAAGGCAACACCCAAGCAGUCACCUCCGAAUAGCUAUAAAAAUCUGAUCAAACGUACAAACGGGAUGGAGGGUGAAGAUGACGAACUCGAGCUACAAUGUCCGGAACCGGUAGAACUAAGCGAAGAGGAGGAAGAGGAAGAAGAUGAGGAGGAAGAAGAAGAGGAGGAAGAGGAGGAUGAUGAUGAGUUGGAAAACGAAGAAGAGGAGGAGGAGGAAGAUGAUGAAGGUGCACUGCUCCAGGACGGACAAGUGCAGGAUGUGGAGGAUAUCGAGCUCCAAGAGCAGCGGAAGGUAGAGAUAUCAAAGGGUAAAUCUCGGCGGUUGGCAAUUCCACGAAAUCGAGCUCCACCAUCCGCUAAAAAACGAUUGACUCAGCGGAAACCGUCUACUAUUACUGAUAGCAGAAAAAGGGGAUGUAGGAGAAAUAUAAUUCGAGCGUCAGGAACUUCGCACGACAAACUGCAACGUAGACAGUUCGCUUUGGAAUCUAACAAGUCGACAGUGCCUAGAGUGAUCGGUACAGAACAACGAACACGAUCAGUCAGGCGAUAUUAUCGCGUAUUCCGAUCUAGCAUUGACUCGCUGAAGCGUUUGCCUAUUUCAGUACGCAAGCGGUUAUUGCGGCGUUCGAACCUAACGCUCCUAUCGAGGCGUCAAAGUGUUCGGGACAAAAGGUUCGCUAAAUCACUACAAUCGGAACCGCUCAACGAAGUUAAAGACAGUAUCCAGCUCUCUGAUCCGCAAUCAUUACCGGCGACAGUUAGUGAAAGCGUUAGCAACAUUGCUUUGCUGGACAAUACAUUACCAAACAAAGUUGUACAAGAAUCACCUAUUGAGUCUGUUAAGAAAGAUGAUCAGACAGAAUUAGCAGCGGUGAACGUUAGUGCAGCAGUGGGACCACCACUAUCGAAUGUUGAUCGUACGAUCGAUCUCGUUGCCAAAGGAUACUUUUCCGAGCCAGAAAUUCUUAGCGGAACGGAGCUGCAGAUCCACUCUCGGGCUUGGUUGAAGAAACUUAAACAACAGCAAGAAGGCCGUUCGCAUUCCGAACAGAGCCGUGGUACAAAGUGUGCCAGUGAGACAAAAAAGUGUAAAACCAAGAGUUCUCCACUGGUAUUACCAGAUACUACCAGUUGUUCACCGGUGGAUCUAUCUUCCGCCGGAACUAAGGGUAAAAAGGCAAAAUCAAAGACAAAAUCUUCUAAACAACAACCUACACCUGUGGUGACGGAGUUUGAGGCUUCUAGCAAACCGGAAGGAAUAGCCGAAUGCAAAGAGAGUAAGAGCAAAAAGAAGCCAAACUCCAAAGAACGCAAGAAGGAUCAAUCGACCACCCGGAAAAGAAAACAAAAGGAGCUCUCAACUGGCGAUGGUGACGAUUCGCACGCUCCUAAAAGAAGCAAUCACAGUUCCGCAAUGGAUAAAGCGGACGAAUCGUUGUACCAGCGCGCGACAUCAACACCAAUCCCCGUUCCUAUCAGUGAGGUGCCUCCAGUUGCAGUUCAAGAUGAUCGUGAGGAGGACGAUCGUCGUAAGGGUGGCGUUGCGUUUGAUGACAGUGUCGUAACGCUGAUGGAUCACUCUUCGGUGAUAGAUGAUCGUGAGACGGACUUUGACGACGCGGCAACCAUGUUGGUGGAAGACGAUGUGGCGAGUGUCGAUACGAACGUGCUUGUUAAUCAGCAUAACAACAACAAUAAUAGCGCUGUUACGGAUAAGAAUCAUAUGAUCCUGGAACAGGAACGCAAUGGUGCAGAUCCUAUCGUUCGAGAUGAACCCAUUCAAGCAAUCAUCGCCGAAGGUAAGGAGGGAAGUGAGCUAGAACCUCCGGAAGGUUUGGAACCGUUCAUGGAUGAACCGUUGGAAGAGGAAGAGAACGAUCGGACAGUUUCGAACCAUCAGUCCGAAGCCUUACAGCCCCAUGCUUGCCCUCCUAUGGAAUUGCCUAUUGAACAUCCAACGGCGUUUGGUUUGCACCGAAGUUACGAUUAUAAUGAGGACCUGGAAGACGAUGAUGAACUGUUGCCAAAGCGUGGCUCAAGCCGUACCGUCAAGCGACGCCGUUCGCGGUCGAAGACAAAGUCGAAAAAGUUCAGCAUGAAGAAGCGGCAUCGCCCGACGACAAACCGGAACAUGACCGCAGCAGAGCUGGAGGAGCUGCUUGUGCCAAAAAAAUGGAACUCCAUUCCGCGCUGGAGCAAUGGUUGGACUUGGGAGGGUCAGCCGUUCCAAGGAAUGGUAUUUUUGAACAGUGAUGAUCCGCCGGUUCUGCGCACGUGCUAUCCGGCGAUGCGACAUUCCGUUGGGGACAUUAUAAAGCCGCGCGACUGUGUGCUGCUAAAGGCGGGCAGCAAACGAGCGGAACUGCCAUACGUUGCCAAGGUGGCUCAUCUUUGGGAAAAUCCCGAUGACGGAGAAAUGAUGAUGUCUUUGCUGUGGUAUUAUCGACCUGAACACACUGAACAAGGCCGCCAGCGUACAGAUGGUCCGGACGAGGUGUUUGCCUCCCGUCACAAGGAUCACAAUAGUGUUGCGUGCAUCGAAGACAAGUGCUAUGUGUUAACGUUUAGCGAAUACUGCAGAUUCCGACGACAGCUGAAAGGGUACGAGGAAAAUAUCGAGGAACAACCAUCGAUAGUGCCUGCGCUACGACGCGAAAAUCCUCGCCUUCCGCCACCGAUCGUCUCACCGGAACUGGUCAUGUACUGCCAGCGGGUGUACGAGUUCCGCCAGAAGCGACUCCUAAAAUGCACAUCAUAGUGAAGGUGGGAGUGUGUACAGCGAAGUCACGCUAAGAACACGAAACGGAGCAAU
Molecule: messenger RNA, 10573 nt
Organism: Anopheles maculipalpis
Lineage: Eukaryota; Metazoa; Arthropoda; Insecta; Diptera; Culicidae
Product: microtubule-associated protein futsch-like
Exons: 10
Coding region: 17-10519 (3500 amino acids)
Molecular function (GO): chromatin binding
Source: RefSeq, a predicted model, not a curated record